CCUCGCCGCAGCCUGCGCACCCUCGACCAGCUCUACCUUGCUCUAGAGCACCCUCUCGCACCGCCCGCCCACCUCUCACCUUCACCCUACCGCCCCCCUCGUCCCGCUCGCCCACCAUGGCCGGCGCAAUGGAUCACGUAAAGAAGACGAUCCGCAUCCAGGAUGAGGACCGCGAGUCCAAGUUCGGCUCCGUGUUCAGCGUCUCUGGGCCCGUCGUCAUUGCCGAGAAGAUGGCCGGUGCCGCCAUGUACGAGCUCGUGCGCGUCGGCCACGACGAGCUCGUCGGCGAGAUCAUCCGCAUCGAGGGCGACAAGGCCACCAUCCAGGUGUACGAGGAGACGUCGGGCAUGACGAUCGGCGACCCCGUCUUGCGGACGGGCAAGCCCUUGUCGGUCGAGUUGGGUCCAGGUCUCAUGGGCAACAUCUACGACGGCAUCCAGCGCCCGCUCAAGGCCAUCGCCGAGAAGAGCGACUCGAUCUACAUCCCGCGCGGCAUCAACACGUCGGCGCUCGACCGCACCAUCAAGUGGGACUUUGAGCCCGUCAACUUCAAGGUCGGCGACCACAUCUCGGGCGGCGACAUCUUUGGCAAGGUGUACGAGAACUCGCUCGUGAGCGAGCACAAGAUCAUGCUCAACCCGCGCGCUAUGGGCACCGUCACCCACAUUGCCGAGAAGGGCGCCUACAACGUCGACGACGUCGUCCUCGAGACCGAGUUCGAGGGCAAGAAGACGACGCACACGCUGUUCCAGCUGUGGCCUGUCCGCGCGCCGCGACCGACGGGCGACAAGCUCCAGGCCGACACGCCGCUCCUGACGGGCCAGCGCGUGCUCGACUCGCUGUUCCCGUGCGUCCAGGGCGGCACGACGGCCAUCCCGGGCGCGUUCGGGUGCGGCAAGACGGUCAUCUCGCAGGCCGUGUCCAAGUUUUCCAACUCGGACAUCAUCAUCUACGUCGGGUGCGGCGAGCGCGGCAACGAGAUGGCCGAGGUCCUCAUGGAGUUCCCCGAGCUGUCGAUCGACGUCAACGGGACCCAGGAGCCCAUCAUGAAGCGCACGACGCUCGUUGCCAACACGUCCAACAUGCCCGUCGCCGCGCGCGAGGCGUCCAUCUACACGGGCAUCACCCUGUCCGAGUACUUCCGCGACCAAGGGCGCGACGUCGCCAUGAUGGCCGACUCGUCGUCGCGCUGGGCCGAGGCCCUGCGCGAGAUCUCGGGCCGCCUCGCCGAGAUGCCCGCCGACUCGGGCUACCCGGCCUACCUCGGCGCAAAGCUCGCCGGCUUUUACGAGCGCGCGGGCAAGGCCGUCUGCCUCGGUUCGCCGAACCGCACCGGGUCGACGACCAUCAUUGGCGCCGUGAGCCCGCCCGGCGGCGACUUUUCCGACCCCGUCACGACGGCGACGCUCGGCAUCGUCCAGGUCUUCUGGGGCCUCGACAAGAAGCUCGCGCAGCGCAAGCACUUCCCGUCCGUCAACUGGAACGUGUCGUACUCGAACUACACGCGCGUCCUCCAGCCGUACUACGAGUCGACCGAGCCCGACUUCCUGCACUACCGCAACGUAGCCAAGCAGAUCCUGCAGAAGGAGGACGAGCUCGCCGAGAUUGUCCAGCUCGUCGGCAAGUCGUCGCUCGGCGAGGGCGACAAGGUAACGCUCGACGUCGCGCGCUUGAUCAAAGAGGACUUCCUCCAGCAGAACGGCAUCUCGGUGUACGACCGCUACUGCCCGUUCUACAAGACGACGGCCAUGCUCAAGAACCUCGUCACCUACUUCGAGGCGGCCGUCAAGGCGGUCGAGGGCGGCGAGCUGACGUGGAGCCGCGUGCGCGAGUCGACCUCGGACCUGUGGUACCGCCUCACGCAGAUGAAGUUCGAGGACCCGGCGACGGGCGAGGAGGCCAUCCUCAAGGUCCUCAACGAGCUGCACGCCGACAUCGUCUCGCAGUUCCAGAACAUCUCGGACUGAGCUCCGUCGUCGUCGUCGUCGUCGAUCCCUUGGCACACCCACCACGUCCCGCCUCUCGUGCUCUCUCCCCUUGUCUCUGUCCUGCACUCGUCCCUCCCAUACUUUCCGGUCUUUCCUCUUUGCCCCCUCCCCCACCUGCUGUAACUCUCGAACGUCGUAGACAUUCU
This is a messenger RNA of Rhodotorula graminis WP1, 2134 nucleotides long. RefSeq lists its product as uncharacterized. Gene Ontology annotation, cellular component: fungal-type vacuole membrane; proton-transporting V-type ATPase, V1 domain. NCBI's taxonomy places the organism in Eukaryota, Fungi, Basidiomycota, Microbotryomycetes, Sporidiobolales, Sporidiobolaceae. The record is from RefSeq and is a predicted model, not a curated record. Gene Ontology annotation, molecular function: ATP binding; ATP hydrolysis activity; proton-transporting ATPase activity, rotational mechanism. The transcript is spliced from 10 exons. Gene Ontology annotation, biological process: ATP metabolic process; proton transmembrane transport. Bases 117 to 1967 code for a protein of 616 amino acids.